AUUCGGACACAUUUUACUGACGCACCGCUCCGGCUUCCUUUUCAUUGCAGCAGUCAGGUGUACUUACUGCGCUCCUCUGCGGCUUGUAAACGCUAGGUAUAUUAUCCAUCUGCGUGGAUAUUUUGGUGUCAGUAAAGUGCUGCUCAUCUCAAGUCAAGAAAUAGUCUUUUUUUUUUUCGUCAUGCAUAUAAGUUUACACGUUGUUCAUUGAUUCAUUGAGGUCUUGACUCGUCAUGUGGUAUGUCAUCAUAGUGCAAGGUGUUUUGAGGACAUAUCUGGAUUGAUGCCAGGCAGGUUAAGAUGGAACAGUUUGAAUCUAUCACAUACAAGAACGGGAGGCAGAGGAAGCCUGUGGUGUCCAACUCGGAUAAGAGUGAAAGGGAAUCCAAGGUAGGAGAGGAGGAUGACGGGGAAGCUCUUCUGCCAAUCUCCGACCGAGCUGAUGGACGGACGAAAGCGAGUCACGGAAUUAAAGGAGAACUGGGCAAUGUGGCCCUGUUACUGUUUUUAUACGUGCUUCAGGGCAUUCCGUUAGGCUUGGCAGGGAGCAUCCCUCUCAUCAUGCAGAGUAAGAACGUUAGCUACAAGGACCAGGCCUAUUUCAGCUUUGUCUUUUGGCCCUUCAGUCUAAAGCUGUUCUGGGCUCCCCUGGUGGAUUCGCUGUACCUGCAGAAGUUUGGCAGGAGGAAGUCAUGGCUGGUGCCCACUCAGUACCUGCUGGGUCUUUUUAUGCUUUACCUGUCCGUCUCGGUGGAUGCAAUGCUUCAGACCGAUGGACACAGGGGGCCUGAUGUGAUCACUCUGACCGCAGUCUUCUUCGUGCUGGCUUUCCUCGCAGCCACGCAAGAUAUUGCCGUUGAUGGCUGGGCUUUGACUAUGCUGUCCAGGGAGAAUGUGGGUUAUGCUUCCACUUGUAACUCUGUGGGUCAGACGGCUGGAUACUUUCUAGGAAAUGUGUUGUUUCUGGCUCUGGAAUCUGCUGAUUUCUGCAACAAGUAUUUGAGGUUUGAGCCUCAGGAGCGGGGCAUUGUAACACUCUCAGAUUUCUUGUUUUUCUGGGGGAUUGUGUUCAUUGUAUCUACCACUCUGGUUGCUGUCUUCAAAAAAGAAAACAACGAACAGCAUCAUGCAAAGAAAAAGCCUAAAGAGGAGACACAGAGUGUUAUGGAGACCUACAAACAUUUGCUCUCCAUAAUUAAAAUGCCCACUGUCUUCACCUUCUGUGUCCUUCUGCUGACUGCUAAGAUCGGUUUCUCGGCAGCUGAUGCCGUGACGGGGCUGAAGCUAGUGGAAGCUGGGGUUCCUAAAGCGCAGCUGGCUCUAUUGGCGGUUCCCAUGGUGCCUCUGCAAAUCUUGCUGCCUCUAGUUAUUAGUAAAUACACAGCUGGACCACGUCCACUUGACAUUUUCUACAAAGCUUUCCCAUUCAGGCUGCUGAUUGGUUUGGAGUAUGCCCUGCUGGUCUGGUGGACCCCCAGUGUUCGGCAGGAGGAAGGCUUCCCUGUGUAUUACUAUGCUGUUGUGCUGCUGAGCUAUGCACUACAUCAGGUGGCACUAUACAGCAUGUAUGUUGCCUGCAUGGCCUUUCACGCCAAGGUCAGUGACCCUGUGAUAGGGGGCACCUACAUGACCCUUCUGAACACUGUGACUAAUCUAGGAGGGAACUGGCCCUCAACUCUAGCUCUAUGGCUGGUAGACCCUUUCACCCUUAAAGAGUGCCAGGGAGCCCCAGGACUGACGUGCGGCUCGGUUGAAGAAGCAGGGCUCUGUGUCAGAGAUGGGGGCACAUGUGUGACAGCGUUGGACGGUUACUACGUUGAGUCUGUGGUGUGUGUUCUGAUCGGUCUCUGCUGGUGGAUGUUCUUCGGGAAAAAAAUGAAGCGGUUACAGGAAGAGAGCCCCUCUGCAUGGCAUUGCAGGGUGGCCAAAUAGCAUCUCUACUGGACUCUUGUUGUAAAGUUACUUCAUGGCUUGCCCUCUCUUUCCUUCUCUGAGUAAAUACUUCUUUUUGUCAUCCAACAGCAGGCUUGUACACAGGCUUAAACACUUUGAGGACAGAAAUAGUAGAAUAUACUGUUCUAUUAAGUUCUUGGCAUAUCUGUUCCAUUAUCUCCAAGCACCAGAGCUUUUAUGCCAAAUUGAAAUCUGUACAUUUAGAGAUGGCACUAGCUUACGUGUGAUGUACAU
This is a messenger RNA of Carassius carassius (crucian carp), 2187 nucleotides long. It is a transcript of the gene slc33a1, whose product is annotated as solute carrier family 33 member 1. Bases 301 to 1932 code for a protein of 543 amino acids. Lineage: Eukaryota; Metazoa; Chordata; Actinopteri; Cypriniformes; Cyprinidae. The record is from RefSeq and is a predicted model, not a curated record. Gene Ontology annotation, molecular function: acetyl-CoA transmembrane transporter activity. Gene Ontology annotation, cellular component: membrane. The transcript has 7 exons.